GUUAAGGGGUCAGACAAUUUUGUCAAACAUACCAGAGUGAACCCAAAAUUUACUUCUUAAAUCAAACAGUCGCAUUAUCAUUGGAUUUUCAAAAGAAUUGUUUCAAACUGACGCUCGGAGGAAUAUCGUAUACGACUGACAGAGCUUUUGUACACGGAUAUAGUUUCUACCGAACUCUCUGUAUCGCACAUUCACGUUCAAGUUCACGUUUUAAAAUGACUAAAUGGCAUAUAAUUAUAUCACUGAGCUAUGUUUGAAAACAAGGGACAAUGGAAUAGAUAUAUGCUUGUCUACGUAACAUUCGAAGUGUCAAGAUCGUCAUUUAAAAUUGUGAUCAUUUCAUGUUGCAAGUUCUUGAAUGUAUCCAGCUGAAAAAAAAUGAACGAAUGAAUUCAACAUUAAUACAACUACAGUGUUUCUCUUGGAUGUAAAGGGGAAAAGUCAUCAUACCUUGGAAGUUCGAGUUCCAUACAGUGAUGUGAAUAUGUGAUAUAGAGAUAUAAUAUUCAUUUUCUAAUUGGUGUUUAAAUACAAGAUGGAUCAUUCGAGAAAGUUCAGCACCUCUAGUAUUGGUUGGCAUGGAAAUAAGUUAUUCGUGGAGAUUUUGUCUGACAUUAUCUUAUCUUAAAUAUUGGCAAUGUUGCCAUGACAAUAGAUGAUGCAGCUUGCAGAGUGUUUCGCUACGUUGGAGUUGAAAUUAGUGACGUUUACAUAAACUAGUGGCAAAAAGGUGGUGUGCAGAGUAAGUCAAUGUCUGUGAAGCUACUUUGGAUAAACAAAUGGAGGGCGGGAAAGUUUGUGGUCGACACAGACAGCAGUAAGGAAUAAUAGAAUCGAGUGUGUUUAGUUCAGCUUCCGAUAAACUCUAAGGAAUAUUAUUGGGAAAAAAGUGUUGAACGUAUCAACGAAUCACUGAUGUCAAUUACCUUUCUGUCAUACACACAGAGGAAAUAUACCUGCAGUCAUCUUCGUUUUUUUCCCUUCUGAACACCCCUUAGGCCAUUCAGCGAUUGAUAACAGAAGAAGACGAGUCAUUGAUGGACAUAGCCCAUCAUCCUUAGCGAACGGAACGAAACUCAGCAGACGACAGUUCGUUUGGCGGGUAAUUAAUUCCACAUGAGUUCAUAUUAAAAAGUGCAGAAUGAAUACAAGCAUGAAGUGGACUCUUAUUAUUUCAGUUUUUGCAGUAAUUGAAAGUUUGGCCAAGCGUUUAGAAGACAAUGUUGUUCAUCUUGACCUUCGUCAUGGCGUUGUCAGGGGCUUCAGCAACCAUAUUUCUUUCAUAAGUAAACCCACAACGAGGCCGGGGAGGUCAUGUGAUAAGCAAGUUGUUCUAAAAUUAGAUUUCUCAGGUCCAUAUAAAGAGGCAAAAAUUGUAUUGGACUAUGCUGAGCCCCCUAGAUUGUGGACACUCGACAUAUCGGAUUCACCGACAGGCGAUGGUUACGGCGAUGAUAACGGAACAACAAGCAAUAUGGCGGAGACUCAAAUUCAUAAUAAACAGUUUCGUAUUUAUGGAAAUAAUCUGCCUGGUCACAUGGACGCUUCCGCAAACGGUGGAUUAUUGAUAACAACAGUGGAUAAUUUUAUACGGAGAGGAAGUAAGACGAAAAUAAGUUUUAGUGAUGAACGUGUCGAGUGGAAGUCGGGCCCUCACAGAGAUAACCUCAAAUCUCGUUUCUUAUACACGUUACGAGGGCAACAACCCUUAUAUGGGGAAGUUGAUUACAAUGUGUAUGUUGGGCUCAACCGAGUUGUGGCGGGGAAUUUUAGAAGCGGAAGUGGAUUAUGCAGCGCUACAAUUACUAUGUAUUCAUCUGGUAACGCAUGUGAAACAGGAACACACACGUGUGACAGAGAUGCCAUCUGUAUCAACACCAGACGGCGCUAUAAGUGUCGAUGCAAACCAGGUUUUUAUGGGACAGGGAAAAUAUGUGUAGAUGAAAACGAAUGUGAUUACGAGAAUGGAGGAUGUGUUCAUUUCUGCCAGAAUCAGAGUGGUAAUUACACUUGCAGCUGUAAGGAAGGUUUUGUGUUGGACAGAGAUGGACACAAUUGUAUAGAUAAAAAUGAGUGUUUAGAAAAUUUGGGCGGCUGUGCAGCCCAAUGUGUCAAUACGUUAGGAAGCUAUGAGUGUCGGUGUAACCAGGGCUAUUCAUUGGCUCCAGACGGACGCAACUGUCAAUAUGGAACAUAUUGCAAGGAUAAUUUACAAUGCCAGCAUUUUUGUCAUACACCUGCCGGAAAACUGGUUUGCGGAUGUCGGGAAGGCUUUAGACUCCACAGCAACGCCCUCGACUGCAUUCAAACGUGCGCAGCCGGAAAUGGUGGAUGUCAACAUAAUUGCACGGACGGGCCUCUUGGCCCAAUAUGCUCGUGCGCUCCAAAAUACAUUCUGAGGGACGACAAUCAUACAUGCAUAGCAUCUUGUGAAGUCAACAAUGGCGGAUGUGACAGGAAAUGUAUAGACACAAAGGCUGGCCCUCAAUGUUCCUGUCCACGGGGUUUUAAGUUACACCAGGACGAUCGAACGUGUCUAGAUAUAGACGAAUGUCAGAUUGCUAACGGUGGUUGUAGCAACAAGUGUGUUAACACAAAGGGAGGUUAUGAAUGUGUCUGUCCUAAAGGAUUCAAGGUGCAACCGGACCAUCACACCUGUACAGAUGUUGACGAGUGUGAACUAAACACCACGUGUGACCAACGGUGCGUGAACACGCCAGGCACGUUCCACUGCACGUGCAAGUCAGGGUUCCAGCUGUAUGGGAUCACACACUGUGCAGAUAUGAAUGAAUGCGCCCAGAAUAAUGGAGGUUGCCAACACUCGUGUGAGAAUACAGAGGGGGGCUUCAGAUGUCAUUGCCCAACCGGUUUCAAACUCCACACCAACCGGAAGGACUGUGUGUCUGACCAGACCUGUCUACCCAUCCGUACACCUGCCAAAUCAAGCAUGGCUUGUGUCCAGCAAGACGGCGACCAGGUGUGCACUGUCAGGUGUGACACACGAACCUAUUCCACUAGUCCGAAGGGAGAGAACGUUUACAGAUGUGGGACGAGCACGGGCUAUGAAUGGUUACAUAGACUCUUGAAUCAGACGUUAUCAUCGUGUUCAGAAUCGGCGGAGGUUCCCGUUGUUAGGAAAACAGCAAGAAUUUUAUUCAUGGCCAGCAAAUGUCGAGUUCGGCGAAGUAUUCGAGAGGAGGUUCGGCGAAAUAUCACUGCUCAGCUUGAGCUGAAAAAGUACCGUUGCCGUCGAAAAUGCAGUAUAAGUUCUGUCAACAUUGACUGUGAUACCCGGAAGUCACGUCGACUGGUCCAAGACCUCAAGGGGGCGCUCGUAGCGGCCGAUAUUGAAAUAGAGGUGGCACCACUAAAGACAAAAAAGAAAUGUGAUUUUAAAUGUACGAAAAAGCGGACUGAACGACGACUGAAAAAAUUAUUAAAGAGAAUGAAGAAAUUCAUCAAUAAAUCUCAGUUUGUGGUCAGCUACGAUGGAGACGGCCGCGUUGUCAUAAAAAAGUCGUUUAAAUACAAAAAAACUGUAUCAUUCGUCUGUCCAGAAGGCAAAGUAAUGGCUGGCGACCAAUGUGUUGCCUGCAGCGUUGGGUCGUACUUCAAGCGGAAGUUAGCUGCAUGCUCGCUGUGUUCCAGAGGGACAUACCAGGAUCAGGAGGGUCAGACGUCCUGUAUAAAAUGUCCAAAUCGCAUUCCUGGUGUCGGUAUCCUGGGAGCUAAAACUGCAAUGGAGUGUACAGUGCUAUGUGAACCUGGCACAUUCUCUCAUGAUGGCCUCAAACCUUGCACCCCAUGCCAUGCGGGAACGUACGGACCAGAAUACGGACGCACAUCCUGUUUUCCAUGCGGAGGCGGAUUGACCACGAGUAGCAACGGAGCGACGACCUUCUCAGAAUGUUCUCCCUUGACGUGCUCUCCUGGUCAUUUCUACGAUGUCCAGAGUCACACGUGUCAGCAAUGUCCGACUGCUAGCUACCAGCCUGAUUCAGGGCAGACCUUCUGCUACGCAUGCCCGGGAUCCACCAUAACCGACUCACCGGCAACUACAAACAGCUCUGAAUGUAAAGAUGCUUCGUGCGGAGGAAUGAUAGGGAGACUACAGGGAUUCAUACAAAGCCCCAACUACCCAGGAAAUUACCCUAAUAAUAUCGAAUGCGUUUGGAGGAUAAAACCUAGUAAAAAGCGCCGGAUACUUGUCAUUAUACCGGAAGUGUUUCUGCCAAGAGAAGACCAGUGCGGCGAUAGCCUCGUUAUGAGAAAGUCAAAGAAGGCAUCCUCUUUGACAACUUAUGAAGCUUGCGAGAGUACGGAGAAACCUAUAGCAUUUACCUCACAGACACACAGGCUUUGGAUAAAGUUUAAAUCAGAUGGACAAAACUCGGCAGGCGGAUUCUCCAUUCCAUUUGUAACCUAUAACGAGGAUUAUCAGCAGUUAAUAGAAGACAUUGUCAGAGAUGGACGCCUCUAUGAUUCUUACCAGCAUCAAUCCAUCCUAAAGGACAGGAAGAUGUUAAGUGUUCUGAUGGAGGUGAUCGCCCAGCCGUACCAUUACUUCAAAUACGCCAACGCAUCUCGUACGAUGAUGCCGGAGUCAUUUAUAAAAUUAUUGACAUCUAAGGUUACUCGUUUCCUUAGAACUUAAUUGGUUUUUCAGUACCGUACAUACGAUUUGGAAAGGUACACGUAUAAUUACGAGAGGUGUGGAAGGUACCGCUGUGUAAGUCACGAGGUGUUCCGAAGGUAUCACAGUGAGAUAUCACGCGAGUUGAAUUGAACAUGAAACUGUGGAACUCAUUAAGUGCUAUCAUAUUUGUGCAUGUGGAUCAUGACUUACAAACUUAAAAAGACAUCGAGUUCCUUUUAUUGUUUUCUUUUGAAAAUAGAGAGUGAAGGAUAAGGAAUUGGUUUCGAUGUUUCAUUCGAAGAAUACUUUUGUUGGAUCUUCCCAUCCAUGAUGUAAAUACUCGUACCUUCUAAAGGAUCCAUAAGUCGAUUAGUGUAAUAGCACGUAACCGUGAUUACAAGGUAUAGAAAAACAUAUCGAUGUGUAUAUAUACAGAAACUUCACUUUGUAAGACAAAGGGAUGUUUUAUGUCGUUCGCCAAGUAGUGGUUAUAAACCAGCAGUAUGGGUUGGAAGCCGCCACAGACUAAAGGAAGGAUCGUUCACACAUCAGAUUCGUUUAAUAAAGUAUUCCAAUGAGUUAUAUAUAUCAUUUCCGAAAUGAUAGGUUGUAAUUUAUUGCAGUCAGAUGGAACAGUGCAAUAAUUUAUUGUUUUACUCUUGGACCGAAGCGCAGACGGUUAGUGGCAUGGCACAUCCCUCUGGAACUGUUUUUCAUCAAUGGAUGGGAUCCAUCAUUUAGUUUGGUACGUUUCAUAAAAAAGUGCUGCACAAAAAGUUGCUCUAGAACAAUGCUUUAAAAGUAGUGUUGUAAAAUAGUUGUAUGGUAAAGGAAGAUGGUUUGAUGAUCAUGCAAGUUAAUCAUUCUCCCGAUUUUUGUCGUUCUGAAAAACAACGUGUGUUAAAACUAUAUAACUAGGUUGUGUAUACACAUAUGCAACUCCAGCAAAAUAAGCAUUCAUCUUGUUUGUACCACAGCAGAUACCCAAUUGUAUGUACUAUUAUAGCAUUGUCUUACAACUGUCUUAGCAUUAGUAUGAAGCAUCAUCACAAUAUAUACUGAUACCGAUAAUACUGACAGCAUUGGCAAUAGAUUUUAUUCUAAUUCUGCGGUACCAUUGUUGUACCUUAUUUAACAAUAUAAAGCUUGUCUAGUACCGAUUUGUGUCGUUUCGGAAGAUUAAAAUCAAUUUUAAAAUGGCGGAACACUAUAAAACAAGCGAUGAAAUUAGGAGUUAUAUAUCAGCACAUUUGAAAAUGAUUAUCAAAAGCAUGUUGAUAUGUUAUUCAAAGAUUAAGUUGAUUGGUACGAAAUCAUGAAACAAAACAAGCAUACCCAAAGUCAUAGACGUUUAUAGUUUGUCAGAACAUCCUCCUGAAGACAUCCUAGCCUCGUAGUCAGUUUGUCAGAGCGACCUCCCGAAGACAGUCCGGCCCCGUAGUCAGUUUGUCAGAAUGACCUCCUGAAGACAGCUUGGCCUCGUAGUCAGUUUGUCAGAACGACCUCCCGAAGACAGCUUGGCCUCGUAGUCAGUUUGUCAGAACGACCUCCCGAAGACAGCUUGGCCUCGUAGUCAGUUUGUCAGAACGACCUCCUGAAGACAGCUUGGCCUCGUAGCACGUUUUGUCCAAGUGAAGUUUUGUAUAAUAUUAGUAAACUUUAUGUACAGCUGCAUACAAUUAAAACUAUUUUUCUGACAAGGGAGAUCACUAAUUUACGGACGGGUUCGGUCUUGAGUUAAACAUUUCCUAGACUGGUUAGUCAUAUCAUAUCAAACUCAAAGUAUAUGUUGUAUUGUUUUAAUUUAUUUUACUUUUGUGAGUUCAUCUUCCAGUGUCGAAUUGGUGUAUUUUUUGUAUUAUUGUACUAUGUAUUUUUGUAUUAUCACCACAAAGCUACAUUAUAUGCCAUGUUUAAUUUAUGUGCCGAUUUCAUAAAAUGUAUAUUAUAUACUUUUUAUGAAAACAAACUAGAACAAAGAAAUAUUUAAAAUUAUACAUUGAUUUUCCAUGUUGAAUUCUAUUGCUUUGCUUUUUUUCCAAAAGUUCAAUGAAAUUAAUUUCAAUCAAUAUUUAGUAAUUAUAAUGAUUAAAUAAAAUCAGUUUAGCUCCAUCACAGUUUUAGCAAAUUUUAAUUGUGUAUACAUCUUAACGACAAUAUAGGUAGGUAAGAUAUGAAUGCAUGUACUUAUCAAUAAUAUUUUUAAAUUCAAAAUUUAAUAUAUAAUAUGUGUGUAACGUCAGUUUCUAUUGCUUUAAUUCAUUUUGUUGAGUUUAUAAUUGUGUAUAUAUAUUAUGUGCAUAUAUAGACAGUUAUUUAUCAUGAUUACAUACUGUAUGUUUACAAUAGUUAUUGUGAAACAGAACCAAGACAGGUAAUAAGGGCCUGAACGACAUGUAAAAACAUUUUCGGUAGGUGCUUUCUGAGUAGUAGAUAUUGAGAUGCGUAUGUACUUACUAGAAAAUAUUAAAGAAUGCCAUAUAAACAUUUAGCAGUGAUGCAUUGACUCUGAGAUAGAAAUUUCAUAUUCAAAAUGACAUAAACUUACUCUUCAUAAUAAAUGCUUGUCAAGAGUUUUA
Molecule: messenger RNA, 7215 nt
Organism: Pecten maximus
Lineage: Eukaryota; Metazoa; Mollusca; Bivalvia; Pectinida; Pectinidae
Product: signal peptide, CUB and EGF-like domain-containing protein 1
Exons: 24
Coding region: 1142-4654 (1170 amino acids)
Biological process (GO): signal transduction
Cellular component (GO): cell surface
Molecular function (GO): calcium ion binding
Source: RefSeq, a predicted model, not a curated record